Molecule: messenger RNA, 1586 nt
Organism: Aedes albopictus (Asian tiger mosquito)
Lineage: Eukaryota; Metazoa; Arthropoda; Insecta; Diptera; Culicidae
Product: zinc finger protein 184
Exons: 2
Coding region: 36-1517 (493 amino acids)
Biological process (GO): regulation of transcription by RNA polymerase II
Cellular component (GO): nucleus
Molecular function (GO): zinc ion binding; RNA polymerase II transcription regulatory region sequence-specific DNA binding; DNA-binding transcription factor activity, RNA polymerase II-specific
Source: RefSeq, a predicted model, not a curated record
AACUGGCAGCACAAUUUUUUGUUUUAUUUAUAAAAAUGCGGUGCUCUGUUCCGGAUUGCAGUUACAGUUCUUCGUGCUCCACGGUGGACGUCUGCUCUUUUGUUCGAUUUCCUGAAAAUGAAAUUCUCCGCGAUCGGUGGCUUCAAGCGAUCCAGUUGGGAUCCGGUGUGAUGAUGGAUAUGCAAGCUGCGUCAACAUUCUCAAGCGCGCCGGCCAGCAUUUGCAGUUGGCAUUUCCAGGACCAAAGCCUGAGUACUUAUCAGGAACCGAGUCAGUUCCUUGAUCAAAAUGGAAAAUUCGCAGAAGUUGGCAGCUGUAGAAUUUGUUUGAAGUUCUACCACAGCCACGAAAUGAUGUCCACGGAUAAAAAACUGCAAAGAAAGACGAUUUCGGCUCUUGUUCAGAAAAUCCUAGGAACUUCAAUAAUGAAGGCUGAUUUUUUGCACAAAAUCUGCGAGGAAUGCCUGGUGAAGCUUGAUCUUUGCUUUAGAUGGAUAAAGGACGCAAAGAUUGCUGAAGUACUUUAUCAACAGCUGGCAACGGUUGUGCAAUCCGAAAACUUUUACAUUCAGGGAAACGCCGAUGACGAUAAAAGCGUUUCAUACAAAUUCGAUUUCUGUGCCCAGGAAUUACUUGAAACCGUCAGUCAAGAUGAAAACUGCGUCACUUUCGAGAUUGAUCUGGAACCUAAGAUUGAGGAUGAGGAACAAACUGUGACGAGUAACAAGAGUAUGGAAUUCGUAGCAAUCGAGAAAAAUAGUUCAGAAGAUCACUUCCUCCAGGAACAACCGGUCAAACGAAAACCAGGUCGACCUCGCAAAAAUCCAAUAAUUGAACCAGAAUGUAAUGAAAUAAAGACUGAAACAGAUAAGCCAGCGGAAAAAGGUCCGCCGAAACGCAGAGGACCUCAACCAAAACCGAAGAAACCAAAACAAGACUACAAAUACAUAUUGGCUCGCAAAUGCUACAUAUGCAACACGUUGCUCGGUACGCACGCUGAACUAAUCGGGCAUCUUACGACGAAUCACGCAGCCAAAAUCGAUUAUACAUGUGCGGAGUGCAACAACAAGACAUUCAUCAAGGUUACCGGAUAUAAUCACCACCUGAGCUUUCACGAUUUGGAAUUCCGACCGGAGAAGUGUGGCCAUUGCAAAAUCGGAUUCUCCACAGUCCAAGCCUUGAAAGUCCAUCAGAAUCGUGACCACGGAACAAAGCACGUGAUUUUGAAGGUCAAUCGACGUAGCCAGAAGGGAAAGGCCUACCAGUGUGAUUCGUGCGGAAAAACAUUCCGUGGUGCGUAUCAGCUGAGGGAACAUGACGACUACUAUCACAAAAAAAUCUAUAACUCGACCUGUACAGUUUGCAACAAAGCGUUCCCCUCGAAGACGUUGCUUCAGAAGCAUUACAUUGUACAUUCCGGCGAAAAACCGUACAAGUGUGACUGGUGUGGAGAAACGUACAAGAAUUCCUCCUGCUUGAGCUCGCAUGUGCUUAAGCACCAAAAAGCACAAACUUAAAUCCAUUGAACUUUUAAUCAAUGUUUCGUCAACAACUAGUCUCAAUAAAAAUAAUUGCUGAAGCAUGCA